UCACUCUCUUCUUCCUCUCUCUCUCUCUCUCUCGCUUGUCGAUUCUGAUUCUCCUGCAAAAACUGGAACCAAAACCUUGACGGACGACCCAAACUCGCACUCGGAUCCGAAUUCGACUCGAGUUCGGCGCGGAAAUGGUGAAGCUAGCGUCGGCCCGAGAGAUCCGGACGUACGGGCCGCGGCUUGCCCGGAACAGAUCCGAGUACGUGAACGCGGGGCUCUACCUGUUCGCCACCAUCGUGCUGUUGGGCGGGUUCCUGGCGGAGCUGUCCCAGGAGCCGAAAUCGGGCCUCGUGAUCCUACUCAUUGCGGUCGGGAUCAUCGCCCUGGUGAACGUCCACGACCUCGCGGCGCACCUCGCUGGGAUCGAGUGCCGGCUCUCGCUCGUGGCGUGCGACGGACAGCUCGGGCUGGUGGAGCUCGCGGUCCCCAUAGUCCAGGCGUUGGGCUCGCUGCUCGUGUUCUUGGGGAUUCUGUUUCUGUUCCUCCAGGCCGAAAAAGGAUAUGGUUAUUACAAGCUGGAAAAGCAUGCCCUGAACUUGCUUAUCGCCGGCCCGGUUUUCUGGCUGCUUGGAUCGAUUCUUAACUCUUGCCAAAUUUACGAGAGAGCCGAUGGACAUGUCCAGAUAUUGCAACACAGCAUCCACAUCCCAUUUCUAGCUGGAAGUUUGCUCUUCCUGGUUGGUGCAAUCAUGAAUAGCCAAGAGCAGGCUGGGACUCUCCACCACGGCACCGAGCUGCUGGGAGGUAGUUGGAUAUGGUUGAGCAUUUUCGGGAGCCUCUUGUUCAUAAUCGGGGGAUUGGCAAACGUGGUGAAGGUCUUCAAGAUGCAGCAAAUGGACGGGCUUCGGCUCGAGAAGCUGCGAGGAGGAGCGCAUGAGCAGUUGAUCCGACCGAGAGAAGGCCACAUGCCGCUCCUCUCCGAGGAUCUCGAGCGGCAUAGGAGGAGGAAGCCAGCAGAAGAAGUGCAACCGCCAGCCCCCAUGCGGCCUACACCUUACAAGGAUGUCCUUGUUGGGCAGGCCUGACACAGAUUGCCAUGGAUGUCAUGAAUUUCUUGUCCCUUUCUACUCAGAUUGGAUUUGAGUGACGUUGUAGCCAUUUAUCCAA
Messenger RNA from Rhodamnia argentea, 1110 nucleotides. RefSeq lists its product as uncharacterized. Lineage: Eukaryota; Viridiplantae; Streptophyta; Magnoliopsida; Myrtales; Myrtaceae. The coding region runs from base 135 to 1028 and encodes 297 amino acids. The transcript has 3 exons. The record is from RefSeq and is a predicted model, not a curated record.